Molecule: messenger RNA, 1284 nt
Organism: Cetraspora pellucida
Lineage: Eukaryota; Fungi; Glomeromycota; Glomeromycetes; Diversisporales; Gigasporaceae
Source: the annotation of a GenBank genome assembly
AUGUCCAAUAGUAGAGUUGACUCUGGUGCAUUUUGCGAAAUAUGUAUAAAGUGUAAAGAGAGGUUACCGGGUAAUCAAUGGUGUCAACAAUGUGAGACUACCUCCUUUAAAAGUGCUUUUAAAUCAUGGACUAGUGGUAAUCAUGACUUGGAUAAAUUUAUAAGAAAAACGCAAUUGAAGGCUAUCGAUCGUGCUGAUUACUUAGAGUGGAUCCCUUAUGGAAGGAUCGAAAAUAUUAAAUUUAUCUCGUACGGCGCUUACGGUAGCGUUUCUUAUGGUACUUGGUUGGAUGGUCCAAGAUGGAAUUGGAAUGAUGAUUCGAAAUCUUGGGAAAGAACUGGUUCCGGAGGUGCUCGUAAACAGAUUGAAGAAGCUGAAAAAAUACGUUUGGAAUUACAGUCAGGACAGUUUAUCAUAACAAACCCUCCAAACACCCAUAAAGCAUAUUAUACCACCAGAGAAAUAAAGGUUAUACAUGUAUCUCCUACGAAAUUAAAUCUUGAAAUUUACAAUUUUAAACCAAAAAUUAGUAAGAAGUUGAAGUUUGGUGUGAAAAAACCUGAACAAACUCUUGCAAUGUCGAAAGAAAGGAUUCAUUUUCAAAUGGAUUUUGAUAACGGCAAUAAUAAACAAAAAUUUGAUCCUUUAAGUGACUUUAAUCAAGUAACCCCUAUUGUACCGCUACCUGAUACUUUUAAUAACACUAGUUUGAAUCUUGAAUUAACUGAUUACACUAAAAAAUCGAAGCAAAUUAAAAAAGAAAUUGCUCUUGAGAAAAGUGCAUCAAAAUACUAUAGAUCAGAUUGUCGAUGUUCUAUCAUUGGUGAAAUAUGGGUUAAUCCUGCAUUUAUGACUAGCACAUCCCGUAGUGAGCAGAGUGAAAGGAUGUAUGUUGCAGAUGUUAUAAUUCCCUUACUUCAAGCAAGUUUAAGUGGGCUCCCUAAUGGCAGUAUCUGCUUGAGUACGGCAGAACGCCAAAGUCUAGCAAGCAAAGCUCAACAAAAUCUUGGAAUAAAUGAAGAGAGAAUGGGGAAGAAACCUGAUGUUAUGGGUUUGCUGAAACAAGAUGAAAAGAUUAUUGAGUUAAUGGAAAUAUUAGAUAGUGCAAGUUUUGUAAGUGCGUUAUGUAGACCAGCUGGAAAUCAAUUUGGUGUUGUAGGGAUUCAGGUUGCAGGUACAACUAUGUAUCUGAAUGUUCUUGUAAAGGAUCUAGCUGGUAUUCCUCGAUACUUUCACCUGGAUCAUACAGAUAUCCUUCUAUCAUCAAGUAAUAAUAUAUCAUGA